Messenger RNA from Magnolia sinica, 1663 nucleotides. Its product is annotated as omega-hydroxypalmitate O-feruloyl transferase-like. Bases 162 to 1463 code for a protein of 433 amino acids. The record is from RefSeq and is a predicted model, not a curated record. NCBI's taxonomy places the organism in Eukaryota, Viridiplantae, Streptophyta, Magnoliopsida, Magnoliales, Magnoliaceae. The transcript has 2 exons. Gene Ontology annotation, molecular function: acyltransferase activity, transferring groups other than amino-acyl groups.
CCAUCCAUGGUGGAGCCUACAAGACUGCCAGAUUAAUGGUUUCGAUCACCAUGUUGUGACUUCUGCAAGCAACAAUUGAAGAACAAACAACGGCACGAGUAUUCUAGUCCAUAACAUGAGUGGAUUGACUUACAUGGGUUCAUGUAAACAGAACAGCUUAAAUGGAGGGAUUGCAUGAGAAUGGAGAUGCACUAACAGUAACAAAGUUCAUGCCUACCUUAGUCCGGCCCUCUGAGAAAACCGAUAAUGGGUUCUAUUUCCUCUCAAACCUCGAUCAGAACAUCGCUAUCAUCAUGCCAAUGGUACACUGCUUUAAGGCAGAUGAGAGAAAGAGUGACAAUGCCAGUGAAGUGCUCAAGCAAUCCUUAUCCAAGGUAUUGGCCCAUUUCUAUCCGUUCGCCAGUAGCCUUACAAUCGGUUCAGAUGGGAAACUGAUCGUGAAAUGCACCGGAGAAGGAGUGCAGUUCAUGGAAGCAGUUGCAAACCAUGAGAUUGAAGUGUUAGGCGACAUCACCAUCCCGAAACCUGUGACACUGGGGAAGCUAGUACAUACGUUUCCAGAAGCGAAGAAUGUCUUAGAAAUACCUCUGUUGACAGUGCAGGUGACUCGGUUUAAAUGCGGUGGGUUUGUUCUCGGAAUAGCCAUGAACCAUUGCAUGGCUGAUGGGAUAUCUGCAGUGGAGUUUCUAAACUCAUGGGCUGAAACUGCCAGAGGCUUACCGCUAACGGUUCCACCCUUCCUAGACAGAGCUAUAUUCAGAUCUAGACAACUGCCCAAAAUCGAAUUCCCCCACCACAAAUUCACAGAGAUCGAAGAUGUAUCGAACAUCACCACCCUCUACCAAGAGCAAGAAAUAGUGUGCCGAUCCUUCUGUUUUGACGAAAAGACACUCUCAUUGCUCAAGAAACUAGCGAUGAAGGAUGGGAUCAUAACAAAUUGCACAAACUUCACGCUGCUCAUGGCAUUGGUGUGGCGAGCCCGAAGCAAGGCGCUGAAAAUGGAACCCCACCAACAGACAAAACUCCUCUUUGCAAUCAACAGGCGGUCUAGAUUCGACCCGCCACUGUCAAAAGGGUAUUUUGGCAAUGCCGUUGUCCUCACUUGCUGUCUGUGUAGUGCAGGUGAAUUAGCAGAGAAGCCAUUGGCCUCCGCAGUUAAAAUGGUGCAAGAGGCAAUCGAAUUGGUGAGAGAAGACUAUAUCAGAUCGGCAAUUGACUACUUUGAGGUGACGAGAGCUAGGCCGUCAUUGACGGGUACUCUUUUGAUCACUACAUGGACCAGACUGUCUUUCAUCAGUGCUGAUUUCGGUUGGGGAAAGGCCAGGCAGUCAGGACCUGUGACUCUACCAGAAAAGGAGGUGGCCGCGUUCCUACCGCUUGGGAAAGACCAGAAGAGCAUAAAUCUAUUGUUGGGUCUUCCUGUUUCCGCCAUGGACAUCUUUCCAGAGCUAAUGAAGAUCUAGUUAUAAGUUCAGAGUAUGUAUGCAUGAUCGAUAAAACUAAUAUAAGUCGAUUAGUUGCCCACUGACCAUCUUUCAAGAGCUAUGCAAGUCUAUUUCUAAGUUCAGGGUGUGUGUGUAUGAUCAAUCAGCAACAUAAGGAGAUUGGUGGCCCACUGACCAUCUUUUAAAGUCGAGGUGAGUCUAGUUCUAAGUUCAUUUUG